UUUUUGGGAUUUUAAAAUUUGUUAAUCCUUAGCUUACUUUGGGUUUUGAAUCCUCAUAGUAAUAGAGCAAAAUGCCACCCACCUUUUUUUAUGCAAACGCAUGAUUGACACACUAGAAUUUUCCAUUUAUCUCUUUUAAAUAUAACCAGCUUUGGUCUUCUACUGUUCUUGUUUUUGUUUAUACUUUCUUGGCUUUUAUAUAUUCUUUCCUUUACUCUGCUGAACCAGUGGUAGCCAUGUUACCUCUCUUUGUUUCUCUCUCUCUACUGCCAAAUACCAAACCUCUGGUUCUCUUUCUUGGGUCUCUCUGACAGUAGAUUUGAGUGGAUUUUCUGGCAUGGGAAGCUCGAGGAGCUCUACGAGUGGGAUUGUCAUGUAAACUUCACCUAAAACUUAAGUAGAAAAUUCUGUUUUCUGGGUCUCUGUUUUUGAGAACUCUAAUUCAAUGGAACCAAGUAGAAGAAAUUUUGUUAUCUGUUUUGUGGUUUUAUUCUGGUUUUGGAAUCCUGCAAGUUGUUUACUCUCUCCCAAAGGUGUCAACUUUGAAGUUCAAGCUUUGAUGGAUAUAAAAGCUUCCUUGGAGGACCCUCAUGGUGUUCUAGAUGAUUGGGAUGGAGAUUCUGUGGAUCCAUGUAGUUGGACUAUGGUCACUUGUUCCCCUGAAAGUCUGGUCAUUGCACUGGGAACUCCAAGUCAAAACUUAUCUGGGACUCUUUCUUCAAGUAUAGGGAACUUGACUAAUCUCCAGAAAGUGCUUUUACAGAACAAUAACAUUUCAGGACCAAUCCCAGCAGAGCUUGGAAGGCUUUCACAGCUUCAGACACUUGAUCUUUCAAAUAAUAUCUUCUCUGGUGAAAUUCCAUCUUCCUUAAGCCGCCUGAAAAAGCUCCAAUACCUGAGGCUUAACAAUAACAGUCUUUCUGGACCAUUGCCUAUGUCUUUGGCUAACAUGAGCCAGCUUGCCUUUCUGGACUUGUCUUAUAAUAAUCUUAGCGGUCCAGUGCCUGAGUUUCUUGCAAGAACAUUCAACAUCGUGGGAAACCCGAUAAUCUGCUCAACAGACUUGGAGAAAGAUUGCUAUGGGACAGCGCCAAUGUCACUUAACUUCGGUUCCAAUGGUUCACAGAGUGCUCAAUCUUUAGAGAGGCCAAAAAGUCAGAAGGUGGCCGUUGCUUUUGGGUCGAGCCUGGGCUGCAUCUGUCUUCUCAUCCUUGCAUUUGGACUUUUUCUUUGGUGGAGGCAAAGACAUAAUCAGCAGAUAUUCUUAGAUGUCAAUGACCAACACCAUGAAGAAGUUUGCCUUGGAAACUUGAAGAGAUUCCAAUUCAGGGAACUUCAAAAUGCAACAGACAACUUCAGCAGCAAAAACAUUCUUGGUAAGGGGGGUUUUGGUAAUGUCUACAAAGGGCAUCUCCAAGAUGGGACUGUUGUGGCUGUAAAGAGACUCAAAGAUGCAAAUGCAAUUGGAGGGGAAAUCCAAUUUCAGACUGAAGUUGAGAUGAUCAGCUUAGCAGUGCACCGGAAUCUCCUCAGGCUAUGUGGGUUUUGUAUGACUGCAACAGAGAAACUUCUUGUUUAUCCUUACAUGUCCAAUGGAAGUGUUGCUUCCCGUCUUAAAGCAAAACCAGCCUUGGAUUGGGGUACUAGGAAGAGAAUUGCAUUGGGAGCUGCAAGGGGCCUAUUGUAUCUUCAUGAGCAGUGUGAUCCUAAAAUAAUUCAUAGGGAUGUGAAAGCUGCCAACAUAUUGCUUGAUGAUUACUGUGAGGCAGUUGUAGGAGACUUUGGGUUGGCAAAACUUCUAGAUCACAGAGAUUCACACGUGACAACGGCUGUGAGGGGCACUGUGGGACACAUUGCUCCUGAAUAUCUCUCCACAGGCCAGUCCUCAGAGAAGACAGAUGUGUUUGGGUUUGGGAUCUUACUACUUGAAUUAAUCACAGGUCAGAGAGCUCUAGAAUUUGGCAAGGCAGCAAAUCAGAAAGGAGCUAUGCUUGAAUGGGUAAAGAAACUUCACCAAGAGAAGAAGCUUGAUACGCUUGUUGACAAGGAUCUGAAGAACAACUAUGACAGAAUUGAACUCGAGGAGAUGGUUCAAGUAGCUCUCUUGUCCACCCAGUACAUUCCAGGACAUAGACCUAAGAUGUCUGAAGUUGUUCGAAUGCUUGAAGGUGAUGGGCUUGCGGAGAGAUGGGAAGCUUCUCAGAGAGUUGAAACAACCAAGUGCAGAGCUCAUGAAUUCUCCUCAUCAGAGCGGUAUUCUGAUCUCACCGAUGACUCUUCAUUACUUGUCCAAGCAAUGGAGCUCUCAGGACCUAGGUGAAUUUCAAUUACUUUUCAAACAGGGAUAAUUUUUAAUAAAAUAUAAAAUAGAAUAGAUCGGCGGCUAUAGAUUUCACCCAAAAAAAAAAAAAAAAAAUCCAAUUUCCAUUGAAAGAGUUUGUUGUAUAGUAGUGGUAUAUCAAAGGUUGUGACAUUAAUUCCUGGCUGUACAUAAUCUGAGUUGAGGAACUAACAUUAUUUAGAUUUGAGUGUUUCUGUUCUUGUUCUCCCAGUUAAGUAAAGAAUCUUUGUGGGGAUGUCCAAACAGUCAUUAAGGUUUGUAAAAAAUAAUGCUAUUGACGAGGGUUUUGUUUGUUUCCUGUAAAAUUUAAAGCAAAGAUAUAAUAGGACUUGUUUCUAUUCAAGGAA
Macadamia integrifolia is the source of this 2688-nucleotide messenger RNA. RefSeq names its product protein NSP-INTERACTING KINASE 1-like. The record is from RefSeq and is a predicted model, not a curated record. The transcript is spliced from 11 exons. Gene Ontology annotation, molecular function: protein binding; protein kinase activity; ATP binding. Gene Ontology annotation, biological process: protein phosphorylation. NCBI's taxonomy places the organism in Eukaryota, Viridiplantae, Streptophyta, Magnoliopsida, Proteales, Proteaceae. The coding region runs from base 446 to 2320 and encodes 624 amino acids.